GGAACGAGGUAUGUGGACAGGGAUGGCCCUGCGACCGCCACCGACUCCCCUCCUUAUGGUCCAUCCUUGUCUUCCCCUCCCUCUCUCUCUCUCUCUCGCUCUCGCUCGGCUUUAUAUUAGAGCCUUCUUCGCUUAGAUUACCACCCCAACUCCAAGUCCAACAAAGCAUCCUCCUCUCUCAACCACCGAACCAAAAACCACUGUGCCUCCUGCAAAAGAACCCACCUCCGCCUCCUACACCUCAGUUUUGGACAUGAAGCAGCGACCGCCCUGCGAGCUCUGUGGCUGCGAGGCAGUGGUCUUCUGCGAUUCGGACGCGGCCUUCCUCUGCUGGGCCUGCGACGCGUCCGUCCACGGCGCCAACUUCCUCGUGGCCCGCCACGUCCGCUUGGUCACCUGCCCCGCCUGCGACUCUCUCGACGCCGCCCGCCGCGUUUCCGGAGCCGCCCCGUGCCGGGUCCGCGACUUCUGCGCUUCCUGUGACCCUGACUCUGUCUCUCCUCCCUCUCCUUCCCGCUCCGCCGGCUCCUCGUCCUCCAGCUCUUGCCUCUCCACCUCCGAGUCCACGGCGGCGCAUCGGGGGGUGAAAACCGCCGCUCCACGGCGAACGGCAGCGAGACGGCAGCGUGGGGGGGCGGACGAGAGGGUGGAGGGCGUCCUGCUCGGCUGGAGCCGGAGGAUGGGGCUACGUAACCAGCGGCGGUGCGUGGAAGCGGCGGCGCGGGUGGUUGGCGCGUGCCAGCGGGCGACAUCGGCCCUGCCACUCCGGGUGGCCCUCUCAGCCGCGUUGUGGUUCGCCAUCAAGCUCUGCGAGGACGAGGCGGUGCCGGAGAAAGGCGGCGCAGCGGCUCUCCGGCGGCUGGAGGCGUGCUCCGGUGUGCCCGCGAGGCUAAUCCUAGCGGUCGAGUCGCGGAUCGCUCGGCUCGCCGAGCGCGCCCGUGUCGCGGAGGAGGGCUGGGCCGAGUGCCCGUAGCCGAUCCAACACGGCCACGCGUUUCUUUUUGCCUUUACUUAAACGCCCCUCACGGUUCUUUUAUAUGUAAGAAAAGGUCACAUAAGGUCGUAAUAUACUAAUAUGGCGUGUUGUGUUGAGCUACCGAGACAGGUGUCGGAGAGAAAGCUUGAUCGAGGCAAAAGGUUAACCGUAGUGGUUCACUCGUUUUCCUUUUAUUAGUGGUUGAGUCAUUACAUACUGCAAGUAAGAACCUCGUGUGGGUGGCUGAGAUUAAGAAGAUGUAGUCAGUAGAUUUCGUUUGUAUCUUGUGACACAAUCCACAAGCUGAGUUGAAAUCGGAA
Musa acuminata AAA Group (dessert banana) is the source of this 1296-nucleotide messenger RNA. Its product is annotated as B-box zinc finger protein 32-like. Gene Ontology annotation, molecular function: zinc ion binding. Lineage: Eukaryota; Viridiplantae; Streptophyta; Magnoliopsida; Zingiberales; Musaceae. The coding region runs from base 254 to 973 and encodes 239 amino acids. The transcript has a single exon. The record is from RefSeq and is a predicted model, not a curated record.